Prorocentrum cordatum is the source of this 2432-nucleotide messenger RNA. The record is from the annotation of a GenBank genome assembly. Lineage: Eukaryota; Dinophyceae; Prorocentrales; Prorocentraceae.
AUUCCUCUCACGCACACCGCUUCGUCAUCCUGUUCCAUUUCCUCUUUUUCCUCCCUUUUCUCCCGCUCGGGUCAAGCGGACCAUGGAUUGCACAUAUCGGUUUACCAAGGGGGCGAGCAGUGGAAGUCUGUUCUUGAGCGCAGCUUCCAGUUGGCCAGGGAAGACGAGGGAGCUUCAUCACCGUUGUUGUUGUCGUCAUCGCCAGCAUCAGCUUUUGUAGCUCUUCAGGCUGCAGCUGCACUGGAAGAGCCCGCAUGUCAUGCGGCUCCAGAUUGGGGUGGGACACCAGAGGUCUCCGUCGAGCGCCACCUCCCUGACCGCUGAUAUCAGGAGGUACGGAGACGCAAAGCAGUGGAACGCGGCGCUGGAGCUGCUGCGGCGUGCUCUGAAGUCGCGGGGUCAAGCCGACAACAUCAUCUACAAUGCUACCAUCAGCGCGUGCGGAAAAGGCAAGCAGUGGGAGCAGGCGCUGUCGUUGCUCGGCGAGCUGACGGAGGCGAGGCUGAAGCCGACUGUCGUUGGCUGCAGCGCCGGCAUCGGCGCGUGUGCGAGGGUCGGGGAGUGGCAGCAGGCGGUGUCUUUGCUCAGGCAGCUGCUGGGAGCCACGCUGGAGCCCGACAUUAUACCCUACAGCGCCACGAUCAACGCGUGCGGGAAGGCAGGGCGGUGGCGGCAGGCGCUGAUGCUGCUUUGCGAGCUGGAGGAGGUGAGCUUGGAGUCAAACACGAUCAGCUACAACGCGGGCAUUAGCGCGUGCGAGAGGGGGGGGGAGUGGCAGCGGGCGCUGUCGCUCCUGGGCGAGCUGGGGGCGGCGAAGGUUCCGCAAGACAUCAUCAGCUACAGCUCCGGGAUCAGCGCGUGCGAAAAGGGCGGGCAGUGGCAGCAUGCCAUGUCGCUGCUGCGGGAGCUCCGAGCAGCGAAGUUGCAGAUGGAUACGAUCUGCUGCAACUCAGGAAUCAGCGCGUGCGAGAAGGGCGGGGAGUGGCAGCAAGCGCUGACGUUGCUUGGUGAGUCGCGUGAAUCGAAGCUCGAGCUGGACGCCGUCUAAGCUACAACGCUGGGAUCAUUGCGUGCGAAAAAUGCGAGCAGUGGCAGCGGGCGUUGUCGCUCCUCAGAGACAUGGUGGAAUCGAAAUUGGAGUCGAACGUCAUCGGCUACAGCGCAGGGAUCAGUGCGUGCGAGAAGGGCGUCCAGUGGCAGCAGUCUCUGGCGCUGCUCAGCGAGAUGCGGGAGGCGAGGCUAGAGCCCGACCCCCAAUCUGCUACAAUGCCGGAAUCAGCGCGUGCGAGAAAGGCGCCCAGUGGCAGCGGGCUCUGACGCUUCUCCGCGACAUGGUUGAGGCGGGUAUGGAACCCGACGUGAUCGGCUUCAGCGCUGGGAUCAGCGCGUGCGAGAAAUGCGCUCAGUGGCAGCGGGCUCUAUCGCUUCUCAGGGAGAUGCGGGGGGCGAAGUUAGAGCCCCACUCAGCUACAAUGCUGGGAUCAGCGCGUGCGAGAAGGGCGCCAAGUGGCAGUGGGCCUUGGCGCUGCUCAGCGAGAUGUGGGAGGUAAAGUUGGAGCCCAACGUUAUCAGCUACAGCGCCGGGAUCAGUGCGUGUGAGAUGGCAGCGGACUCUGACGCUGCUGAGCGAGAUGCGGGAGGCGAAGUUGGAUCCAAACGUUAUCACCAGCUACAACGAUGGAGGCAGCGCGUGCGAUAAAUCCAACUAGUGGCGGCAGGCGCUGGCGGUGCUCAGCGAGUUGUGGUAGAGCAUUCUGGGACCAGACGACAUGAGCUACACAAUGGGCAUCACGGUGUACGAGAGGUCGUUUGGGGUUCGGCUGGAUUUCUAGGUGUUCUUCUGAUUCGCGUUCACAUCUUGCUCGACACACUGAGCGUGAGGGAACGUGCAGAGCAGCCAGCCUAAGAGCUCGAACAGACGCCGUUCGUGCAAACUUCCCCGCGGCCAUCCAUCGCAUAAUCAACAAGCCUGGAUGCCAAUGGAGGGGUCGGCCCUGGUCAACUACAGCCUCGCAUCUGCGCGUGCGCGAAAGGAGAGCAGUGGCACCGGGCCUGGCCUUAAUCAGCGAGACGUUUGACGCGAAGUUGGCUGCCAGCAUCACCACCUAGAAUGUUGGGGCCAGAACCUUCGAAAUCCCAGACGGGUGGCUCCUCUUUGGGCCGAGCUUGGCAGUGUUCUUGGAAGGGAAGGUCGCUGCGUCGAAAGAACCGUCUCGUCUGCGUUGCCGGGCAGCUUGCCGAGCAUCUGGACUAGCUGUGUCUCUGGCUCCCGCCAUCCUCGGGCUUUUUUUCCCGAGCGCCUGACCUUAUCCAUCUAGUAGUGAUUGCCGAGGCCCGCGCGUGCAAGGACGGCCCUUGCUUGAUUGUUCCGCCGGGGCGCGGGCGCGUCCAGGCGCCCUAUCUGCGGCUUUGCAGGGCUCUCGCUUCUGGCA